GGGCCGGGCCUGUUUGCGACAGUGGCCGCGGGUCCCGGUCAGGAAAGCUGAGAGGGGACCCACAGCGCAGCGCGGGGCCGGCGGUCCGCUCGCCGCGGCGCUGAAGGGCUCUUCCUCCCCCACGCGGCUAGCCCGCCUCCCAGAGCCGCGGCACGGGAUCUCGGCGGGGACGUGGACCAGGGACUCGCCGUCCCGGGGGGCGGCCGGGGACGCCGAGCUGCUCAGGAUGAGGAGGACAGCGGCUCUCGGGCGGCGCGGCCGCGUCCCCAGGGAGUGAGCCCCUACCCGCCGCCGCCUCGGGGACUUCCCGGACGCCACGGCUUGCGGCCAUGCGUGCGCCCUGAGGGGAAGGCGUUUGGAGUCGUGGACCGAGUCAUGCAGGCUGGCUUUUGAGAGGCUCGGGACGAGUAAAGAAACCCCAAAAUGGAGGACUUUCCUACCAGGACCUAUGGCACCAGUGGCCUGGACAACAGACCUCUGUUCGGGGAGACGUCGGCCAAGGACCGAAUCAUCAAUUUAGUUGUUGGCAGCUUAACAUCCUUAUUGAUUCUAGUAACGCUGAUCAGUGCUUUUGUUUUCCCUCAACUACCUCCCAAACCGUUGAAUAUAUUUUUUGCUGUCUGCAUCUCUUUGAGUAGUAUUACUGCCUGCAUACUUAUCUACUGGUAUCGACAAGGAGACUUAGAACCGAAAUUUAGAAAUCUAAUUUACUAUAUCGUAUUUUCUAUCAUCAUGUUAUGUAUAUGUGCGAACCUGUACUUCCAUGAUGUGGGAAGGUGAGGCUGCCAAGGAGAAAUACUUACCAGGACUCUUCAAAACUAUACAUUAGGACAGUGAAUAAAUGUUGGAUUAAAGUAUGCUGAAGAAUCUUCUACAGAAAUCUGAUACAUGAUUUUCAUGUUAAUUGUAAAUCUAAAUUCCCUCUUGAAAGGGAGACAUAUCAUAGAUGUCACUGCUUUUUUCUUUAAGGAGCUGAUGUUGCACUCAAAACAUUCCAAACCUUAAAGUUCAAACAGCACAAGUACUUUUCACUUUUGAAAUUCACUUUUUUUUUUUUUUAACAAUUGCAUGGCAAAGGCUCAAAAUCUUGCAUUUUAAGACAAAUAUUCUUUUAUUUGUUAAACUGAAUAUACAAUUAUUGUUCCCUAGGCAACCAACUUUGCUUAUAACUACAAUUUCACGUUAACAAAACACAGACAGCGAAAAGACAACUCUGAUUGUGAAGAUCUAAUUACAAUAAUAAAUAAAAUAAUUUAUACAAGUUUUUUUUUUGUGACUUUUCUAUAGGGGUCAUAUUCAUUUAAGCCCUAGAGGCUAGUUUUGGCUUAACCCUUCUCUAGUAUAGGAAUGACUCUUGAUUUGUUUCCUUUUGUUACAGAAGCAAAUUUUGUUUUGUUUUUAAAAAUUGCCUGAGAGGGAGAAGUUAUAUUGUACCUCCACCAGCUAGUGCACUAAGUGAAUGGCAAACUCUGAUACCCCCUCUAGUAUUUUUGGGUAAUCUAUGUAGUAAAACAUGUAAUAAACAGUCAUGGUAUCAGGGACAGAUAAUAUUAUCUCCUUCCAUAUUUGGUUUAAUUUUAUUUCAAAGUGCUAACUCUGUAAACUAGUAACAAUGGUUUCUGAUGAGGGGGGUGAAAACUGCUUCGUGACCAGUGGGUUGUUUACUACUCUUACCCAUAUUCCCUUUAAAAGUAAUAAAAAACCUGUAGUGAAUUUUCUUGACUCUAAUGCUGUCCUCUUUACCCUGCCUCUACCAGCUCCCACUGCCAGCAAUGGGGUAAACAAAAGUAACCACAACACAAUUACCUCCCAGGUCUCUGUAUUUGUACGCUGGUCAAGGCUCAAUACUAUUUAAUCUUUUUGAAGAAGAUCACUGAUAGCUCUAAACCAUGUUGAUAUGACUUCUCUGAAAUAUAACCAGGCCUACUUGAGACUGAUAGAGUGCCAUGUUUAUCUGCAGAGAUGAAUAUUACUGCUUUUAAACCAGAGCAGUUAAGCUUUGGUGAUUUAAAAAACUUCUCUGUAGCUGAAGUAAAUGAAAUUCUGUCCUGACAAAUAACAGUAAACGCAGGGAUCUGUGCAGUUAAAUCUUCCACACUCUACUAAUCUACACACUGUCAUUAAACUGGACCUCAGAUGAUAUACUUAAAAGGAGGUAAAAAGUCAUAGCAGCAACAAUGUGCAUGGCUUAAGCACUGUAGCUAUUUAAAAGCCCGAGGAAUGGUAAAAGGGGUUGCUCCUAUUUCUUUGGAGAUAUUGUAAUUAACAGUGUGGUUCCUUUGCUUGAACUACCUGUUUCUAAGAAUUUAAUUAAUGACAAUUUACCAAAUCCUCAACAUCCUUCGAGUCUUCAGAAACAGGACUGCCCAAAGAUGAUCCAAUGAUAUUUGAUUCUUCUUGAUGAUGUUGGAGUAUGGGAUCUGUAAUGAAUUAAGUUUCAAGUUAGUCUUUUCCAUAUGUUCAUUUUUUAACCCAUGUCAAGAAUUUAUGGUAAGUAUUCUACCAGAGUAUAGGAUUUAACAAGUUUUUAUGUUGGAUCAAGAAAAGACUUAAGGCCCACUUUUUCCCUUUUAGAUUUAUCAGGAACAGGAGAUAAAGAGUUGUAUUACAGUUACCUGUUAGUGUUGUCAAAGGCAAGACAGAUUCAGUAUCAAUAACAUCAGAUGCCUGGAUAAAGCUGUGUGGUGAAGGAACGAUAAGUAUUGUUUCAUCAUCAAUAGUCGUUUGAUCAACUUGUUCUACUAUGGUGGGUGACUCUAAAUCCUAAAUAAUAUGAAAAAAAAAAAGAAAGAUUUUGACUCAUUCCUUGUCAGUUUUCCUUAAAGUCUCAAGUAUGUCUA
Messenger RNA from Sciurus carolinensis (gray squirrel), 2840 nucleotides. RefSeq names its product transmembrane protein 243 (gene Tmem243). Lineage: Eukaryota; Metazoa; Chordata; Mammalia; Rodentia; Sciuridae. The record is from RefSeq and is a predicted model, not a curated record. Bases 424 to 780 code for a protein of 118 amino acids. The transcript is spliced from 5 exons.